CGGUGAUUACUUGUAACGCGUCAUUUGACUGAGCGCGUACUGAUCAGAUCACCAGAGUGUUUGUCGUCUGCAAUCAAUACAUUAACAUGCAGGAUGUUCGCCGAGGCUUUCUGCAAUCAAUAGCAUAUGCGCAGUAGCAUUAGUAGAUAAUCUAUAAGCCGUGAAGGAAAAUCUAGAAAAUAUCUUAGUAGAGAGUUACAAACGACAACAUGUGUAAGUCUGUGUUCUGAAGCGUGUCAGAUGUUGCCAAACUAAUGACGCAACAAUUUGUCGACAUUUUGAAAUAUGAGUAGUUUUAUAUUAUUAUCGAUGUUCUUGUCGGUACUGGCGAACGGCGAUAUAGUUGAGGGUGAGGAGAGGUCAACUGUUGGGAAACUAGCCAUCGAAGCAAGUAGGCCUAUAUCAACCCUACAAACAGAAUUACUUUUGAAGUCAUCAAGUACACCUCUGUCGCCUACUCCAACCUCGAAAAGAUUUUCUCAUUCGUCGUCGACCAGUUCAGCACAUGAAUCGGAACCAGUGACAGUUAUACCAAAGAGCUUUUUUGAAAUAUUAGGACUGAAUUCGAACUUAACAAGUAUGUUAAGCAAGACCUCCAUCCAUACUCUGCAAGUACAACCAUUAACUUCUAUUUUACCAACUUCUCAUUGUCUAGAUGAUCUUAACAAAUCAUAUGAGGUUUCCGGGACAGAGCCUUUGAUAAUGCCAUCUUCCACCCACGUGGUUACGUUCGACACAUACAGUAGGUCUAAUGUCCGAAGCCACGAUUCCAUCCAUGCCACUAGUACUGAGCUUUUUGUAUUACAUACUGGUUAUUUGACAGUAACACAAAAUUUACUGACGGGAGAGGACUGGAGAACUGCAGAGAAUUCCGUAAGAAGUAUAAAAAGCACUCCCGGCUUACCGUUCAUUCCACUCACACAAAGUAUGUAUGACUUAGGCCGGACUAGUUCAACUUAUAUGCAAACGGCAAACGUUCAGACAACUUCAAAUUUUGACAUAAAAAGUGGUGUUGAUUUACAUUUCUCAUCAAACAUUUAUUUAUCGGGUCACAGUUUGAUACAUUCAAGUAUCAAUUUAACGCAGGCGACUCGCAGUUUCACGCAUUCAGGUAGUGAUUUGACGCAGUCAAGUCACAAUCUGACGAAUUCAAAUCAUUCCUUAGCUUCUACACAAAGUUCUUCAACAGCCAAUGAAGAGUUGUAUUCUGUCAAAGACCCGCCAAAUGUAGUUGAAUCAAAUAAAAAAGAGUCCAUCUAUCCAUUCAGUUUUACAUUCACGUCAAGUAGUACAUCUUCUCUGAUCUUCGUCAUGCCGGUAAUCGUGUGUGUAGUGUUAGCAAUAAUGCUUUUCACGGUUUUCAAACGAUGGCAUUUCUACUGCAAAUUAAAGAAAUAUAGGAUACGAUCAAGUAACACUACUGAAUCAGUUCUGUCGCAGACGUUACAGACUGCGUCAACACAACAGGCAACAUCAACGACAAAAAUUGCACAUGCGCAGACAAGUGGAUCAUUACAACCAAAGAGGGCGGCAAGCACAUCUAAGGCCAUCACAUCAGAUAUGUUGAGGCGUUACAAACCAACACUUGAAUAUGUAAACAGAGGCUUCCAAUAUUCUCCCGAUUGUCCCAUACACGGCAGACGAACCAGCAGGAAAACUACACAAGCAGUCAUCGAAGUUUAAUUAUAAUUUGAAAAAAAAAUCAAUCUAUCUUUUUACAUUUUUUUAAUUGUUUUUCUAUUUCUAAAAUUAAAAUUUAUAAAUGAAUAAUAUAUAUAGGCACAAGAAAGUAUAAUACAUACUCCAAGUAUGCAGAUUCGCUUGUGUCCUUGGGCAUGGCACUUUAGCUGCAUUGCUUCUGUCUAGUACCCAGCUGUAUCAAUGGUUACCAGCAAACUGCUGGGGACUAGCCUGCGACGGACUAGUGUCCUGUCCAGGGGAGUACAACUCUCAUCCGCUUCACACUACAGAACCUGGGGAUAAG
This is a messenger RNA of Anneissia japonica, 1984 nucleotides long. RefSeq lists its product as uncharacterized. The record is from RefSeq and is a predicted model, not a curated record. The transcript has 3 exons. Lineage: Eukaryota; Metazoa; Echinodermata; Crinoidea; Comatulida; Comatulidae. The coding region runs from base 286 to 1683 and encodes 465 amino acids.